AGAAGAAAAAAAAAUUAAAAAUGUCUGGUGGAAGUGCAACAAUAACAGCAGUAACUCGUUUAAAAAAGGAUUAUCAAAAAUUAGUUCGUGAUCCUGUGCCUUAUGCAAUUGCUGCUCCUUUGCCUUCAAAUAUUUUGGAAUGGCAUUAUGUUGUUAUUGGAGCUCCGGAUACUCCUUACGAAGGUGGCUAUUACCAUGGAAAAUUGGUUUUUCCACAAGAUUUUCCUUUUCGACCGCCGUCUAUUUAUAUGCUAACUCCUUCAGGCAGAUUUCAAGUAAAUACAAGAUUGUGUCUGUCAAUAUCAGAUUUUCAUCCAGAUACUUGGAAUCCUUCUUGGUCAGUUAGCACAAUUAUAAUGGGACUCAUUUCCUUUAUGAAUGAAAAUUCGCCAACUCUGGGUUCUUUGCUUACUUCAGAUUAUGAAAGGAGAAUACUUGCUAGGCGCUCUCGAGAAUUUAACCUCAAAAGUCCCCAAUUUUGUGAAGUUUUUUCUGAAUUGGCAGAACAAAUUCGUUGUGAAUUGGAAGAAGAAAGAGCUUUAAAUGCUGAAAAUAAUGGGUCGAACGAAAAUGUAAAUAAUCAAACAACAAGACCAUCCUCUUCAUCAAUUACUGCAAAUUUACUUAUGGUUACUGGUGUGGUUAUUCUCAUUUUUGCUGUUCGUUACGUAGUUAUGAAUGCAACAUCAGCCUAAAACUUGAAGAGAAUAUAAUGAAAAAUUAUACUUUAAAUUCUUU
Molecule: messenger RNA, 738 nt
Organism: Meloidogyne enterolobii
Lineage: Eukaryota; Metazoa; Nematoda; Chromadorea; Rhabditida; Meloidogynidae
Source: the annotation of a GenBank genome assembly